ACAAAGCUGAAACGUGCAGUUGGCGUCGUCAGCAGCAGCAGCAGCAUCGAAAUCCUCAACUCAACACGCACAAUAGCCAAAAAAAAAUCAAAAAAAGAGCAACAAGCGCGACGUCUCUGCCGCGAAUGCGUCGCUGGCGGAGCGCGUAUAAUGCAAAUUAGCAAAAACGCAGCGCAAAUAAACAAAUAAUUUCGCAGGCAGCCGCACAAAUAAAUUAGACAGUGAAAAAUAACAGAGAAAUUUUUCGGGAAAUUCAAAAAAUCGAAAAAGCCAAAAAAAAAAAAUCGAAAUACGAAAUACAAAAUCGUUUGCCAAAUAUUUAGAGAACCUCAAAAGAACAAAAUAAAAAAAUACAAAGAAAAAAGAGUGCGUGCCAUUUGUGAAUUGUUGAGAUGCCAAACGCAUCCCAAGAUGGAGAUAGGCUUGCUGUCGUCGGCUAAGAAUGGCCAAACAACAGACCAAAUGCUGACCACGAGCUCGACAAAUUGAAAACAACCAAAGCAAACUAAACAAGGAUUUUCGAAAGCCACAAACAAAAAAACAAACAAACUUUCUAUACAACAAAUGAGAGAAGAGAUUGAGCAUUUAAACAGCGACAACUAAUACGAAAAGUGCUGCAACAAAAUGUGGCUACUCAGUCUAGGCCUGCAGUUGGCCACAGAAUCAGAGUUUGGUUUAAGUAACACAACACUUGUGUAUUACCCCAAUGACACGAUGUACAGCACACAGCCGGCGGGCGAUUAUCUGAGUGCCACAGGCAGCUCGUAUGCAUCGAGCACCGAUUUGCCUACGUAUCAACAUUGCAUUGCCACACGGAAUUCCUUUGCCGAUCUGCUCACCUUGGUGCUCUAUGGUUUGGUGUGCAUUGUGGGACUGUUUGGCAACACGCUCGUCAUCUAUGUGGUGUUGCGCUUCUCCAAGAUGCAGACUGUGACGAACAUCUACAUACUUAAUCUGGCGAUUGCCGAUGAAUGCUUUCUGAUUGGCAUUCCCUUUCUGCUCUACACAAUGCGCAUUUGCAGCUGGCGUUUCGGGGAGUUCAUGUGUAAAGCUUACAUGGUCAGCACUUCGAUUACCUCCUUCACCUCAUCCAUUUUUCUGCUCAUCAUGUCCGCCGAUCGUUAUAUUGCCGUCUGUCAUCCGAUCUCCUCGCCACGCUAUCGCACAAUACACAUUGCCAAGCUCGUCUCGGCUCUGGCUUGGACCACUUCAGCGGUGCUGAUGCUGCCUGUAAUGCUCUAUGCCAGCACAGUGGAGCAGGAGGAUGGCAUCAACUAUUCGUGCAACAUCAUGUGGCCUGAUGCGUAUAAGAAACACUCGGGCACCACUUUCAUACUCUACACUUUCUUCCUGGGCUUUGCGACGCCACUUUGCUUCAUACUCAGCUUCUACUAUUUGGUCAUCAGGAAACUGCGUUCGGUGGGUCCCAAACACACGACCAAGUCGAAGGAGAAGCGACGAGCACAUCGCAAAGUCACUCGCUUGGUGCUGACUGUCAUCACGGUGUACAUUUGCUGCUGGCUGCCGCAUUGGAUGUCUCAGCUGGCGCUGAUCAAUUCCAAUCCCGCGCAGCGUGAUCUCUCUCGGCUGGAGAUACUCAUCUUUCUGCUGUUGGGCGCCUUGGUCUAUUCCAAUUCGGCAGUGAAUCCGAUACUCUAUGCCUUUCUUAGCGAAAACUUUCGCAAGAGCUUCUUCAAGGCCUUCACCUGCAUGAACAAGCAGGAGAUCAACGCACAGCUGCAGAACGAGCCGAGUGUCUUCACCAAGCAGGGAAGUCGACGUCGUGGAGGAUCCAAGCGUCUGCUAGCCACCAAUGCGCAGCAGCAGCUGCAACAACAGCCGCCGCUAUUGGCGUUGCAUGUGGGCAAUAACAACUCAUCGACGACGACCUCAUCGACAACGACGGCCGAGAAGACGGGCUCCACGAAUGCCCCGAAAUCGUGUAGCUCCAAUGGCAAAGUUGUUGCACCGGGUGCUGAGAAUUUGAUCAUCUGUUUGGAUGAGCAACAAGAGACCUUCUGCACCACAACGCGACGUGGCUCGAGUUUGGUGCAACAAACGGAUCUGUAGAAAUUAAUUGAGAUAUUUGAAUAAAUCUACAUUUGUAAGUUUUAUUA
This is a messenger RNA of Drosophila albomicans, 2117 nucleotides long. It is a transcript of the gene AstC-R1, whose product is annotated as somatostatin receptor type 5. Gene Ontology annotation, molecular function: peptide binding; somatostatin receptor activity. Lineage: Eukaryota; Metazoa; Arthropoda; Insecta; Diptera; Drosophilidae. The record is from RefSeq and is a predicted model, not a curated record. Bases 625 to 2070 code for a protein of 481 amino acids. The transcript has 2 exons. Gene Ontology annotation, cellular component: membrane; neuron projection. Gene Ontology annotation, biological process: G protein-coupled receptor signaling pathway.